Molecule: messenger RNA, 1377 nt
Organism: Kogia breviceps (pygmy sperm whale)
Lineage: Eukaryota; Metazoa; Chordata; Mammalia; Artiodactyla; Physeteridae
Gene: NPY5R
Product: neuropeptide Y receptor Y5
Biological process (GO): chemical synaptic transmission; G protein-coupled receptor signaling pathway
Cellular component (GO): neuron projection; plasma membrane
Molecular function (GO): peptide YY receptor activity; pancreatic polypeptide receptor activity; neuropeptide binding
Source: RefSeq, a predicted model, not a curated record
AUGUCUUUUUAUUCCAAGCAGGAGAAUAAUAUGGAUUCAGAGCUCAAGGAUUAUUAUAACAAGACACUUGCUGCAGAGAACAAUACUGCUGCCACUCGGAAUUCUGAUUUCCCGGUCUGGGAUGACUAUAGAAGCAGUGUCGAUGACUUGCAGUAUUUUCUGAUUGGACUCUAUACAUUUGUAAGUCUUCUUGGUUUUAUGGGGAAUCUCCUUAUUUUAAUGGCUCUCAUGAGGAAGCGAAGUCAGAAGACCACAGUCAACUUCCUCAUCGGGCAUCUGGCCUUCUCCGACAUCUUGGUUGUGCUGUUUUGCUCACCUUUCACGCUGACUUCCGUCUUGCUGGAUCAGUGGAUGUUUGGCCGGGUCAUGUGUCAUAUUAUGCCUUUCCUUCAAUGUGUGACAGUUCUGGUUUCCACUUUAAUUUUAAUAUCAAUCGCCAUCGUCAGGUAUCAUAUGAUAAAACAUCCUGUAUCUAAUCAUUUAACAGCAAACCAUGGCUAUUUCCUGAUCGCUACUGUCUGGACUCUAGGCUUUGCGAUGUGUUCUCCCCUCCCAGUGUUUCACAGCCUCGUGGAACUUCAGGAGACGUUUGGCUCAGCGUUGCUCAGCAGCAGGUAUUUAUGUGUCGAGUCAUGGCCGUCCGAUGCAUACCGAAUUGCUUUCACUAUCUCUUUAUUGCUCGUUCAGUAUAUUCUGCCCUUAGUUUGUCUAACUGUAAGUCAUACCAGUGUCUGCAGGAGUAUAAGCUGUGGAUUGUCCAGCCAAGAAAACCAACUCGAAGAAAAUGAGAUGAUCAACUUAACUCUCCAUCCUUCCAAAAGGAGUGGGCCUCAGGUGAGGAGCUCCAGCAGCCGGAAAUGGAGCUAUUCAUUCAUCAGGAAGCACAGAAGGAGGUACAGCAAGAAGACGGCAUGCGUGCUGCCUGCUCCAGCGAGACCUCCUCCAGAGAACCGCUCAAGAAGGCUUCCAGAACACUCGGGCUCUGGGAAAAGUCAGCCCCCUUCGUCCCGUAAGUUUAUACCAGGGGUCCCCACUUGCUUUGAGGUGAAACCGGAAGAAAACUCAGAUGUUCAUGAGAUGAGAGUAAACUGUUCGAUCAUGAGAUUAAAAAAAAGAUCUCGGAGUGUGUUCUACAGACUGACCAUCUUGAUACUAGUGUUUGCUGUGAGCUGGAUGCCCCUGCACCUCUUCCACGUGGUGACCGACUUUAACGACAGCCUGAUCUCAAACAGGCAUUUCAAGUUGGUGUAUUGCAUCUGUCACUUGCUAGGCAUGAUGUCUUGCUGUCUUAAUCCAAUUCUAUAUGGAUUUCUUAACAAUGGGAUCAAAGCUGACUUAAGGUCCCUUAUACGCUGUCUUCAUAUGGCAUAAUUCUCA